AUGCACAUCCCAAGUCUGCACACCUAUGGGGAAAGGUUGAGAGGAUGGGAAAAGGUGAGAGAUAGUGGUGGCACAGUUAAAACACGUGAUGAAGGUCAUCUGAAAGUCCCUGUAGUAAAAACCCAAGAAGAGGACAGGAAUCAAGAUGGGAAAGUGGACUUAUUGCCUUUUAAACUGGAGCUGCCCCUGCAGCCCACAGAGCAUGUGCUGGGCGUGCAGCUCCUCCUGACCUUCUCCUGCCAGUUGCACCGGAUCUCCACAUUCGUAACACAGAGCAUGGCCUUCCUCCAGUCCUCCUUCCCCAUUCCCGGGUCCCAGCUGUACAUGAAUGGAGAACUGAAGCUGCAGCAGAGGCAGCCGCUCAGCUCAGGCGACCUGGAUGUGGUCUAUGAAGCCUCUGUGAUCGAUGGCACCUGCCCUUUCACCUAUGACCUUGGCCUCACCCGCAUUGUUGCUCCUUACCAGGGAAGGAACGUUACCACUAUCUUCAUGGACCCUGAUCCCAUCCGGCUGGUUGGAAGGGCCGCUGAAGCUCCGUUUGUGAUCAAUGCGGUCAUCCGGUGCCCCGUGGAGGUUAUUUCCUGUCAGCCAGGAUUCUGGGAGAUGACCAAGUUUGCCUGGGUCCAGUAUGUCAGCGUCCUGCUCAUCUUCCUCCGCGUGUUUCAAAGAAUCAAAACAUUCGUGUUUCAGAAUCAGGUGGUGAGCACCAUCCCAGCAACAGCCGUGCCCUCGAGAGAGCUGUGUAAGGAGAAGGCGUCAUGA
Elephantulus edwardii (Cape elephant shrew) is the source of this 762-nucleotide messenger RNA. Its product is annotated as transmembrane protein 231-like. Bases 1 to 762 code for a protein of 253 amino acids. Lineage: Eukaryota; Metazoa; Chordata; Mammalia; Macroscelidea; Macroscelididae. Gene Ontology annotation, biological process: regulation of protein localization; cilium assembly. Gene Ontology annotation, cellular component: ciliary transition zone; ciliary membrane. The transcript has 3 exons. The record is from RefSeq and is a predicted model, not a curated record.